Messenger RNA from Cavenderia fasciculata, 888 nucleotides. RefSeq lists its product as uncharacterized. Gene Ontology annotation, molecular function: S-adenosylmethionine-dependent methyltransferase activity. The record is from RefSeq and is a predicted model, not a curated record. Lineage: Eukaryota; Evosea; Eumycetozoa; Acytosteliales; Cavenderiaceae. The transcript has 3 exons. The coding region runs from base 1 to 888 and encodes 295 amino acids.
AUGUCAUCAUCAUUACAACCAGGAGUACAUAAAACAGCACUUGGAUUUCAAAACAAUUCAGCUCAAACCUAUGUUAAAGGUAGACCAAGUCUUCCAUUAGAGACUAUUGAUUUUAUAAAGAACAAGUUUAAUCUAAAAGAAAAUAAUAUCAUUGUUGAUUUGGCAUCUGUUUUAAAAUUACAACAAAAAGGAACUGGUAAAUUUACAGAAUUAUUAUUUGGGUAUGGCGGAUUUAAUAAUAUUACUUGUGUUGAACCAAGUGCUGAUUUUAGAGAUGCUUGUUCACAAAUAUUACAAUCGAUUAUUGAUAAUACAGAGGAUCAAGAUACAAGAGAAAAGAAACAAUUCAAGGUAUUAGAUGGUACAGCUAUAUCGAUACCAUUGGCCGAUAACUCUGUUGAUGCAUUAUUUGCAUCACAAGCAUUCCAUUGGUUUGCCAAUGAUGAUGCCAUCAAAGAGAUGGUACGUGUACUCAAACCAGGUGCACCAUUAAUCUUGGUGUGGUGUGAAGCGGAUCUAAGCAACCCAAUGGUUAAAGCUACCACUGAUAUCUAUCGAGUCAAGUAUGCUAAUCUCGACGACCCAAAUCCACAAUUCCGGUCGUAUGAAUGGAUUAAGGUAUUUGAGCAACCAAGUGAACAAACAAAGUCACUCAUCAAUCUACCAUUGGGUAGUGACAAGACAUUCAAGAUGAACCAUCAUCUUACCAGAGACACUCUUCUAGCACGUAUCUAUUCUAUCUCUUUUAUAUCUCUACUGUCAGAUGACCGCAAACAAGAAUUGAAAAAAGAUAUUCUAAAUGUCAUUGACACUUUAAAAGAUUACAAAGAUAAAGAAUCAUUUGAUUGUCCUUAUCGUGUUGAAAUUUAUUUUACUACUAAAAAGUAA